AUGUUUAAUAUUUAUUGGAUCUUAACAAUCAGUAUCACAAUAUAUCUAAUUGUGCUUUUCUUGAUAAAUUUGAUACCCAAUGUAUCAAUUAAAUAUGUGGGGUUGUUUUCUUUAAGAGGUAUUACCAUUACUACCAAAAAGUCUACCAUACAUAUCAGCAAAAUUUCUUUACGAUUUAAUAUAUUUGAAUCAAACAAGGAUUCAGGAUUUAAACUUGUUAAUCUAGAAAUUGUUGAUGUUCGAGUAAUUAUAAAAGAAACGGCAGGAACGGAAUCACCGGCACCAAAAAUGAAACUCAAGGCUAUCGAGAAUGUUUCCCUUGCAGAGAAAUUACACUUUAAAAUACCGAAUUCACUUUAUGAAUAUUUAUUAAAGACAAGAGUGGCCAAUAGAAUUAAUAUCCAUGUGUUCCGUUGCACUAUAACACAUCAAGAAAUUCUUCAAGAUCAUUCUAUAUUUCUUGACUAUACCAGAUUGAAUGUCAAUGUUGAAAAAGACAACAGUACACGAGUGACAGUGAUUCUAUUUAAUGGCCUUAUCCAAGACAAAAGGGAUCGACUGAAAAAAGUGAAUUUGCUCAGAAAUAUCGAGUUCUACAUAAAUUGCCAAACCGUUACCUCUUGUGGAACAACAAGAUCAAAUGCUGUAUCCAUCUAUUUGUCAGAUUUUAAAACUUCAUUGUCUGUUGGAAGAUUAAACGUUCCAUUAGAUUUAUUUGUCAAGUCUCAAUCCAAAAAAGAUGUUACCAAUGUUGACGACGACUUGGCUGACACUAAAGUAAUUGAUGUUACCAAAUAUAAAGAUUUCAUCAAAGAGUUUAUGUUGGUUUAUUCAACUACUGAAAUCAGAUUAGAAGAUUUGACUCUAUCUCAUAAAUCAAUGAGAACUAACUUAUCCAAUUUCGUGCUAACACUAGAAAAACUCGAAAAAGACAAUGGCGUGACCAAUCUCAAAUUUACAUGGUAUCUCACAUCAUUCAAGUUUUACCACAUAGAUACCAAAUGCUUUGAAUUGCCUUCAGCAACAUUCUGCUACGAGCUUUGUCCUAUUCAAUUUUUAACAGUAGCUCAGUCGUUACUCCGCCAUGAAAAGAACCCAUCAGAAACAAUCAAUUUUGAUUUCAAUUUAACUUUGACAAAUCCAGUGUUUGACAUCUAUUAUGAUCAACAAGAUAUUUUUUUGGAUAUACUACGAGAUAAAAUGAUGAAAAGGAGAAUGAAUACCAUGCGAAAGGCUACUGGGGUCCAGAAGAAAGAAGAGUUUCUUACAAAAUUGUCAAUUGCAUCCAAAAUACUCAAGGCUGUAUUUAGUAAGCUAGUUGUGGUGGACACAAAGGUUAAUCUUCAUUUACCAGAGUUUGGUCAAACUGAAAUUGGGAAGUUUAACCGUUUAUCUAAAACCAAUUCAAUUAUCACAGUGGCACUCCUGGAGUUGAUUUUAAAAGUCUUCACAAGAAAUCUCGACAAAAAAUCAAACAAGUUCACUUUGAACACUUUGAUUAAAAUGAAAAAUGUGAAAUGUGAAGGUACAGGUAACAAGUUUCAUUUUACUAAAGUCAAUCUUUUAGCCUCAUACAAUAUGACACAACGAAACAUGUCAAUUAAACUUUCUAGUAAGACCCUUGAACUAGUUUCGGCAAACGAUCUUAUAUUUCACAUUGUCCGACUGUUUAAGAAUCGUCAACGAAUUUAUUUUAACAAGAAAUUUGAAGAAUGGAAAAAAAUGGAUGGUAACAAUGUAUGCCCAUGGAAACAAAGCGAACAUAUGGACAGUAGACCCGGAACUUCUUUUGCAACAGAUGUAUCAACCAAUCCUGAGUUUAUAAAAUUAUUUGAGAUUCUUCCGUCUUUCAUAUCAUCAGUGAAAAUCGACAUUUCUAGCAUAGUAAUGGAUAUGGUAUGUAAAGAGGGUUUACCUAGUCAUAAGUUAUAUGAUGAGAAAUUAGGAAGAGAAGUGGAUUUGAAAGACUUUAGAAGAGGUAUAUCUUUGAAAAUUUUUGAUUUUUCUGUCACUUACAAACUUGCAAGAAAACAUUUUGAAGCCAGUGUAUCCCUUUUGAAAGCCUUCACAUUGAGUGAAUACGCCUCAGAAUAUAUGGAAGACUUUGAUAAGGUUACUGAGGUGCAAGUCAGUGAAUCUGAAAUCAGUGAUUUAUCUAGUAUCAACUCAGCAGAGUCUAUGUCGUUAAAUGAUGAUACUCCUUCUGAGAUUGAUGAGUCUAACACUAAAAAAAUUAAAACCGUGUUAACGGUUCGCGAUAUUCUUGUCUCCAAUGGAGGGAAACUGAACGAAAAGGAUCCAGACAGAUUAACUUUGUCAAUACCUGAGGUUGAUGGCCGAGUAGAUAUGUUCUUUGUCUGGUGUUGUUUCUAUGCAAAGACGAUGUUGGAAAGGUUCAAGCCUACUGUGGAAAGUAGUUGCACCAAGGAUCAAAUCAAAGUUAUUAGAGGGCCAAGAAAGAAGUUGAAGAUUGACGUUCAUCUUGAUUCUGUAGCUUUGGUUAUUCGAUUGCCCCGGAAAGUAGAUGUUAUGAUUGAAAUCGACAGAGCACGCUUGAAGAAUGCUUUAGUUUUAAAGUCAGCAGAUAUAGUAAACUGUCGAUUAUACGUUAUUGAUCCAAGUACUAAACUCUGGGCCAGAUUGCUAAUUAUUAAAGAACCUAAAUUUAGCAUUGAUUUCACCAAGUCGAUCCACGAUGCAUAUUUUGGAAUAUGCACCAGAUCAAUCAGAGUUAGUGUCCCCAACAGGUUUUUGUUUUAUACUGUUAUUGAUAAUUUCAUAACAUUUUUUAAAGCCAUAAAACAAUUGCUGCAAAAUUUUAGAUACUUUAAUUGGGGAAUCGAUGAAUUUGGGACCAUAUAUCCAACACAGAAAAAAGCAAUUGUUUUCCCUCGGGUCAACAUCAAAACUGCAGUCUUGGGAUUGGAAUUGCGCGCGGAUCCUUUUGAGAACAGAUUAGCAUUAAUCUUUGAAUUAGGGAAAAUUGAGCAAAAGGAACGUAUUAGGAAAUGGAAAGCGUUUGAAAAAAAAGCUCAGGAGAUACGAGAUGGUGCCGAAGUCAAUAUUGAAGACCAAAUUAAGUUGUCAAAUGUUCCUGCUCCCACACAUAGCCCUGCCCCCGUACCUUCCAAGAAGACUUCAAGUGUUGCUGACGAUUCUAUCACUAGACCAGAAAGCCCUUCCAAAAGUGGAUCCUCGGAAUGUUUAUUUACCAGUGGAGCUGGCUUGAUAAAGAACAAACUUUUGAAUAAAAGGAAACAGACAAAGACCAAUAUUCUGUCAGUAGCACCAGUGAGUGAGAUAGAACCAGCAGAUGCAAAAUACACAAUGGAAGAAGCAGAGGAAAGGAUCGCAGAAGCUAGAGAAAGGUUAUUUGAAAAUUUUAGCAAGUCCUGGUGCAGGAAAUUUAAGGUUUUUGAAGAGACCAAAUCUCGAAAAUGGAAAGAGAGAGCUGAAAACAUUUGGGGUUCCCAUGAUAUUAACGAAGUUAUGAAAGAAAAAUAUGAUAUUGUUGAGUUUGAUCAUGGCAAACCUUUGACAGGAGCAAUAUUAAGGGAUGUUGAUUUAACUUUGGAUAAAUUCAAAUUAGGUGAUGUUGACAAAUUUUUGUAUGACUACGCCAAACACCAACCAAAAUUAACUUACUCGAUUUUGUGUCCAAUGUAUCUUGAACUUAAAGCCAGGAAAUUUUAUAUGAUUUUGAAAGACUAUCCACUUCCAGUAGCUUCAUUCCCGCGAAGUAACGCACCUUCAUCACCAACGAUUCAUAUUAAAACCAACUUGGUCAUUAAUGAAAAACUAUUCACCAGAAAGGAGGAAUUGAGAUAUAUAUAUGUUCCAUUUUCCCCUGCAGUCCCUGAUGAUGGUAAAGCUGACAAUUUCUACUCUGUCAAUAUACCGAGAACAUUGACGCCUGUUAAAGUUGCAGCUGAUUUCCAUUGUGACUUGAAUACUGAUAGAUCUUGCACUAUAAGUUGGUGUAAGUCUUAUCAACCUGCUUUUUCGGCAAUGGCAAUGGCGUUUGAUAACUUUACCAAGCCUGCGAUUGAUGAUAGUCCCAUUGGAUGGUGGGAUAAGAUUCCAUUGAUUGUUCAUGGUAAAUAUCAAUUCAAUAUUGCUAACGAAUUAUGUCUUCAUAUGAAGAGUGGGAGAAAUCCUCAUGAACUUAUUGGAAAGAAUGCAGGAUUUGUAUUUUGUUGGAAGAAUAAUGUUAAAUUAGUGAUUGAUGGUACUAUUAAUAGUAAAGAUUUGGUGGUUCUUGAAAGUGAUGAUUUUAUAUUUGCCAUUCCCAAUUAUUCAAUUGAAGAGAAGAAUGUAUGGAGUUUAUUCUACGAUGAUUUCGAUGAUCCAGUUCCUGAUAUUGACUUGGAAUCGAAGAAAUUUAGUAAAUAUGUUAUCAAGUUGUCGUCAUCAGAAAGAGUGCGUUGGGUGUUGGGCAUGCUUUUCGAAAGAAACAAAUAUCCAACACAUAAAUUCUCUGACGAGGAGUUAAGAGUGUCGACCUUUAAACCACACUAUGAAGUUAUGGUUACCAAUCCAGCUAACGAAUUUCAUCCGGAUUCUUACGAGGGAUAUCGUUCAGACUAUGUCCACAUGUCACUUUCCGUGAUAUCUCGAGCUAAGACAGGGGAGACAGACAAUACUGCUUAUUUUACUCCUUUGUCGUUCCAUCACUUUUUCUACUGGUGGGAUACUAUGUUGCAUUACUCUCCACCUCCUAUCAAAAGAGGGAAAUUAUUUGAAAUGGAUCAAGUCAAAAAACCCAAGAUAAAAUUUGGCACACACAUGUUUACAAUGAAGUAUCAACUAAUCUUUAAUCCAGUGACUAUUUCCCAUUUAUACAGACAUUCUACCAGUGACGUACCAAAGAAAAAUAGCAGAGUUGCGUUUACUGGUUUGAAAGGAAGAUUUGAUGUUUGUGAAAUUGAUUUACAUCAAAGAAAGGAAUUUGUUAUCCAUGAAAACAAGAAAUUAAAUCGAACCACAAAAAUCAGACAUUUGAAAAUGAAUCAAGCGGAAGUAAAUAUUGAAAAUGCCGACGCCAGAAUUAUUUAUGCGUUAUUCAAUGAUACUUCUGUGACUGGGAAAUUGAUGACGUAUUUGAAUGCUGAUACACUGGACUCGUCAACUGAUGGCUCACAAUCUCUGGAUUAUCGUGGUUCAUCAUACCUGAGAUGGCUUGAAAAUGUGGAGAUAAGUGAUGGUGACUUUUCGUGGUAUGAUCCCAAGGAUUUUAUUGAGUUGGAAGUUAGGGAGCCAUUAUCUCCGUACCCGAAAACAAAAAUAUUGCCAUUUUUUGCCACACCGAAAUUUAGUUAUUAUAGGGAAUUUACGUUGCAAAAAGACGGUCCGUUCCCAUUUGGUGGUGAGCGAAUUCACGAUUGCAUUAUGGAUUUGGAUAAGCCUGCUAUAGUGCAGAGCCGGAUUUUAUUAGACCGUCUUCAGACUUUGGAGGAUGAUUUAGCUCGAAAUGAAGAAGCAUUGCGUCGAUUUAAACUUCAAAAUGGACCUGAAUUUCAGUAUGAUAUUAAAAUGACAGAACAAGAAAUUUGCACUUUGAAAGAAAAAGUUGACGUAGUUCGUGCGGCAUAUAACGGUUUCACAGAUGACGAGUUUGGUGGUUUGCCACUGUCUUCUGCCAAAAAUCUUACUGACGAUAAUGAUAGUUCCAGUUGUUUACUGAAAUCUAGUACUGGGUUAUCGGCAUAUUCAAGUCACAUAACACAAGAUCAAAUGCUGCAAGCAGCUGCUUUUGUUUCAAUUGCCGAAUUUCACAACCGAUUUAUCUUACAUAAUUUGACUUUGAAAUGGGACGAUAAUAUUUCUAAAUAUUUUAUCAGUUACAUGAAACGAAUAGCUGAGAGGAAAAGUCAUAUUUACUAUAUGACCAAAUAUGCAGUUGAUUUAGUUGAGAAAGUGAUGCAAGAAAGUGCAAAGGAAAUAGAACCUAUACUGCAACCAAGAGAAAGAGUGUUUCAAAAAUCUUUCAAACAAACCGACAAUAUUGUUGAUUGCUUUGAAGAUGAUUUAGAUGAAGUCAAGGAUUCAGAGCGAGAAGCGCCUGAGUAUAAAUACCUUGUUAAAUUGAUACAUCCACAGAUCCAAAUGAUUAGUAAAAAAGCGCCUGAUUCUUGUGUCUUGAUCAGUUCGAAGGAUCUUGAGCUUCGGAUAGUGGAUAUUAAUAUGAAAGAUAGAGUAAAUAUUUUGUCUGAAAAUAAUGAGAUGACAGCGAGAAUAGAAAGAAGAACAGGAGUAUUGUUUAGAGAAGAGCAAUUAUUUGUUUUACAAAGAGAUGAAGUGGUUAGUAACGCCAAACUGAAAUUUGCUAAAAAUGGAUACAUGUCAGACAAAUAUAAUUGGCCACCAUGGUUUGAAUGUGAAGUAUGCUAUGAUGGUUCAUGGGCACACGAGUAUUUGGUUUCAGAGAAAAAUACCGUAGCUAUAAUACAAAAAUCCCCCAAUCAGUUGUUUAUUAGUUCAGAGAAAUUGGAGCAAGGAAACGAACUUGUUGUGUACCUCACAAAAUAUGUCAUCAAUGCGACAUCGGCACAGUAUUCGAGUAUUUAUUACGUCAUUACAGGAUUACUUCUUUCCAAUGAUAACAAAGAAAGCAACUAUAACGGUCGUUUGCAACGGUUGAUGGAUUUGGCGGAUACUUCUGAUUUUGAAGGAUUGGAUGUUCGUGUACAAAACUUGCAACAAGGCAUACGUGAUUACCGAGAAUUGUUAUUUAAUUUUGAUCAAAAAGGUGCUGAUUUAAAUGAAGAACAAAAGAAAUACUUGCAUGUUCUUGAAUUGGAAGUGGAAAGACUGAAAUUGGAAUUGAUACUUAUUAUGAACGCGUUGCAAACGAGAAUCAAGGCAACCUCACAAUUGACUAGCAAAUGUCUUCAAGUAUUGGCAGAUCAGGUGAUUUGGCAUAUGCUUGACGAUGACAGAGAACCAUUCAUUGAUUUUGCUUUGGCUAGCACUAGGUUUAUUAAAAACGAAGUUGGAGAUGGGUCUAUUGUCAACAUUCUUGAAAUUGGCAUGGUUCAAGGAUUUAAUUUACAAAAGGGGGCUAAGUAUCCUCAAUUAUUGGGUCCAAAUAUUAGCGAUGAAAAGAAAAAAUUGGAUAGUUGCCACAAAGAAAAGCCAAUAAUAACGAUGUCUUGGACAAUGUUAAAUGCUGUUGGUGGAAUUCCUAUAAUCAAAAAUGCCAAGUUAGAGACCCAACCGUUGCAAUUGGAGUUGGAAUAUGCUACAGCUAAAAAACUUGAAAGUUAUUUGUUCCCCAAAGAUGCAUACACCGAAGAUGAUGAUGAGAAAGAGGAUGAUGAAUUUGAUGACAUAUAUGUCGAUAAUCAACAAAACGGUAUGUCAGAUAGCACUAGUGAUGUUGAAUUGUCAAGUAACGAUUCAGUCUUGUCUAGCAAAAACCCACUAAGGAGAUUCAUGUCGAAGAGGAAUAGUAGACUGCCGAAGUCUUCAUUUGAUUCAGCAGUUAGUUCUCCACAGCAGUCGUUAUCUUUAAAUUCUGGAGUCACCAGAAGUUCCAAUAGCUCGGCUUUAAGUUCAGAUGAAGUAUCGUUUGGUAGUGGUAUCAAAUUAAAUCGACCACAACCACAUGUUCCGCUGCAAAAUAAAAAGCAACGAGAUGAAGAAAACGAUGAUGAGAUAGAUGUUAUAAUAGCACGAUCUUUGAAAUACAAAUCGUUGAUUGAUAUUGAGAUUGCUAAUUUUCAAAUGAUUAUAAGUUUCUCAGCACCUAUUACUUUGCGUUUACUUGAUGUUCAUCGUUUGGUUAUAAAUAUACCAACUUUAAGAUAUGUUAAUAAAAUCUGGUCAGCAAAGGAACUUACAGAUCGGUUGAAAAAAGAUAUUAUCAAGGUCAUUUUACAACAUAGUGGUAAGAUAUUAGGUAACAAGUUCAAAGCAAAGAAAAAGACAAAAACAAGUGAACCUUUGAAACAGAUAUCAAAUUAUUCCAAAUACAUGACGUUGGAUGAUUUACAGCAACAUGGACGAGAACGAGACAGUUCCACGGUUGAUCAUGAACUACAUCGGAAACCGAAAACCAGUCAUAAAUCCAGUUCAAGAAUGUCUAGUAUUGGUCGUGUUCUUUCACGUCAAAGUGUUAGCAAUAAUAAUUCUACUUUUGAAAAGUAUUUGGAUGAUGUUGAUGGAUCUGAUGAAGCUGCUACUGUUGACAAAUAA
This is a messenger RNA of Candida dubliniensis CD36, 8196 nucleotides long. RefSeq lists its product as uncharacterized. The record is from RefSeq and is a predicted model, not a curated record. The transcript has a single exon. NCBI's taxonomy places the organism in Eukaryota, Fungi, Ascomycota, Pichiomycetes, Serinales, Debaryomycetaceae. Bases 1 to 8196 code for a protein of 2731 amino acids.